Cynocephalus volans (Philippine flying lemur) is the source of this 1301-nucleotide messenger RNA. It is a transcript of the gene TRMT10B, whose product is annotated as tRNA methyltransferase 10B. NCBI's taxonomy places the organism in Eukaryota, Metazoa, Chordata, Mammalia, Dermoptera, Cynocephalidae. Gene Ontology annotation, molecular function: tRNA binding. The record is from RefSeq and is a predicted model, not a curated record. Gene Ontology annotation, cellular component: nucleus; nucleoplasm. The coding region runs from base 47 to 997 and encodes 316 amino acids. Gene Ontology annotation, biological process: tRNA N1-guanine methylation. The transcript is spliced from 9 exons.
GUCGCCGCUGCGUGAGGUGACGGGAUCAGGACAGAGGACUAAGCACAUGGACUGGAAAUUGGAAGGGGAUGCUCAGAAAACAGAGUCACUUGUGCUGCAGGGGCAAGAAGGCGUCCUAGAGGACACAUGUGAAGAUGGAAUCUUUGAAAGCUUCAAACUUCUGCAGAUUGAUGUGGACUGCAAGCGUGGGGAGGGAGAGACCCUGCCCACAGGCAGUGCAACAUGGUGCUCGAAAAAUGUCCAGAGAAAACAGAGACACUGGGAAAAGAUAGUUGCAGCAAAGAAGAGCAAAAGAAAACAAGAAAAAGAAAGAAGAAAAGCCAAUCGAGCAGAAAAUCCAGGCAUCUGCACCCAGCAUAGCAAACGUUUUCUGAGAGCUUUAACCAGAGAGAAACUUUUGGAAGCCAAACACUCAGGACCAAGACUGUGUAUCGAUUUGAGUAUGACUCACCACAUGUCAAAGAAGGAAUUGAGUAGACUGUCUGGACAGAUCCGAAGGUUGUAUGGUUCAAACAAAAAAGCUGACAGGCCAUUUUGGAUUUGCCUCACUGGAUUCACAACAGACAGUCCUCUGUAUGAAGAGUGUUUGAGGAUGAAUGAUGGAUUUUCUAGUUAUCUGCUAGACAUAACAGAAGAAGACUGCUUUAGUUUAUUUCCUCUGGAAAACAUUGUGUACCUUACUCCUGACUCAGAACAUGCUCUUGAAGAUGUUGAUCUAAAUGAAGUUUAUAUCCUUGGUGGACUUGUGGAUGAAAGCAUUCAGAAGAAGGUGACAUUUCAAAAAGCCCAAGAAUACUCUGUCAAGACAGCCCGCUUGCCAAUCCAGGAAUACAUGGUCAGACGCCAGAAUGGGAAAAAUUAUCAUUCAGAGAUAUUGGCCAUCAAUCAAGUGUUUGAUAUCCUGUCCGCUUACUUUGAGACUCACAACUGGCCUGAAGCGCUGAAGAAAGGAGUUUCUUUAGGAAAAGGCUAUGUUCUUCGGAAUUCAGUAGAAUGAUAGACAGCCGAAGAUUACAGCUGCAAGAGGUGAAGUGCGGAGGUGCCUUGACCAAAGAGCAGGGCAGAGGGUGGCAGUGGCACACACUUGCCUUUACUUGACAUCUUGGAUCUUCAUAAGAUAUAAGCUACUAAUGACAGGGACCACAUUUUAUGCUGUUUUGUAUCUUCCAUAGUGCCUGGCUCACAGGAAGUGCCCAGAUACAUGUUAAAUAAUAAAAGUUUACAUAACAAGGAAUUAGCCCCCAAACCACAUGGCUUUGGAUGUGUUAAUUCAUCUUUUAUAUAUCUAUUUCUGUUUGUGA